AUGCGCACAACACGUCACAUCUGAAUAGGUAAAAACACUAAUUGCUUGGGAAACUUGUAACGCUUUGUGAUCUGUUGUUGUAAAGAUUAAUAGUAAAAAUGUCGUACGCUUAUCUUUUUAAAUACAUCAUCAUCGGGGAUACAGGUGUAGGAAAAUCAUGCCUUCUACUUCAAUUCACUGACAAACGCUUUCAGCCCGUCCAUGAUUUGACAAUCGGUGUCGAAUUUGGAGCUAGAAUGAUUACUAUUGACGGUAAACAGAUAAAACUGCAAAUUUGGGAUACGGCUGGACAAGAAUCGUUCAGGUCGAUAACCAGAUCAUACUAUCGAGGAGCUGCUGGGGCUUUGUUAGUCUAUGACAUCACUAGACGUGAUACUUUUAGUCAUUUGACAACUUGGCUUGAAGAUGCUCGUCAGCACUCCAGCUCAAACAUGGUAAUCAUGUUAAUUGGGAACAAAAGUGACCUUGAUGCCAGACGUGAAGUCAAAAGAGAAGAGGGCGAAUCCUUUGCAAGAGAGCAUGGUCUCAUCUUCAUGGAAACAUCAGCCAAAACUGCAGCAAAUGUUGAAGAGGCAUUCAUUGACACGGCCAAAGAAAUUUACAAGAAAAUCCAGGAGGGGGUGUUUGACAUCAACAAUGAGGCUAAUGGUAUCAAAUUGGGCCCACAACACGCCACCUCAAGUCAGGCCAUGCCAACAGGUGGCAGUAAGUCCAAUGAUGGCGGAGGUUGCUGCUAGAUUAAUCCAUUUGUAUCAAACUUUUAGUGGCUAACAUCCACUGACCUUAAAAGAAAAUAUUUCAUUAAUUUCUAACAAUACAACUUCCAUGUAAAGGUUAGCCUUAUUUCGAUUCGUUAUAAGAAGAUCAAAUUACUUUAGAAACUAUAACAAAAUUAUUUGAGCUCUUUAUUAACAUAAUGGCAUCGUUCUGCUGCUUUGACACAAACAUAUCUGGAAUAUUAAUACUCGUUGAUGUAACAUCAAAUCCUCCGUUGAAAUAUCUGGACAUUUGUUCAUACCUCAAACGCAAUACUUACCUUAGUUAGAUUUGGUCAUAAAUUAUAUCUUGGUUGAUUGACUGUGUUAGAAAUAGAAUGUAAAAUAUUGUAUUAUGUGAGAGAUGGCAUUUGUUUUGAAUCAUCCAAAGGUGAUGACUCUAUGUAAUGUGACAAUAAAUUAUGGACUGGUGCACUUAUAAUUAAAUGACUUUGGAAAUAAAGCAAAAGCAAUCUUUGAA
Xenia sp. Carnegie-2017 is the source of this 1236-nucleotide messenger RNA. Its product is annotated as ras-related protein Rab-2. Gene Ontology annotation, molecular function: GTPase activity; GTP binding. The record is from RefSeq and is a predicted model, not a curated record. The transcript has 8 exons. Bases 99 to 737 code for a protein of 212 amino acids. Lineage: Eukaryota; Metazoa; Cnidaria; Anthozoa; Malacalcyonacea; Xeniidae. Gene Ontology annotation, cellular component: Golgi apparatus.